AUGGAGUGGGUUCUUCUCUUGUCAGUUGUCUCAGUUCUCUGGGGUAGAUUAUACGCAGAUGACGCCUGUAUCAGACCGGGUCCUCGGCACAAACUUCUGCUCCUCUGGGAGUGUUGUACUUUCCCGCGUGACGUCAUUCCAGAUGGAGCUGUUUAUAAAAUAAAGAAAUGCUUCACAAAUCACCACCAACAUGAAGGAUUGGAACUUGAGGAUCAAAAGGAUGACCAUUUGUGCUCCGCGGAGUGUGGCUUUGCUCAAAACAACUUGCUGGAUUCCAACAAGGAACUCAAUAGAUCUGCCAUCUUAGGUCUGUUUUCAACAACAGGAAUCAGUGAUCUACAACCAGUCCUGCUCUCCAGUGUUAACAGAUGUUUCUCAUCUUACACCAGAGACGUCGAUCCAAGCAAAAAGUGCAAGAGUGGCUCCUGGGAGUUCCUGCAGUGUUUUAUGCGAGAAACAUUCCUCAAGUGUCCUGCGAGUUUGUGGGUGACCAACUCUUACUGUGAUAACAUGAAGGUUCGGGUCAUCAGAUGUCCUUCACAGCCGAUGGUGCUGAUGCCUCCACCGAGAGAGUAAAUAAUUGUUCUAAUUUUUCUUCGUGUAUGACGUAGAAACAAGUACUUUGAAUUUCACGUGAAUAAAUAAACUAAUGUAUUCUGAUGUAAUGAUAUAAUAAUAUGUGAUAACUUUACAGUUUUAUAAGUUUUUAACACAAUUAAUUACAAACAUCAUUUACAAGAAAAGUUUCCAAAAGUGGAAGAAAAUUGAAGGAGAUUCUUAAUGGUUGUGCUUAAAUGUUAUACCCA
Homalodisca vitripennis (glassy-winged sharpshooter) is the source of this 806-nucleotide messenger RNA. RefSeq lists its product as uncharacterized. The transcript has a single exon. The coding region runs from base 1 to 576 and encodes 191 amino acids. The record is from RefSeq and is a predicted model, not a curated record. Gene Ontology annotation, molecular function: odorant binding. NCBI's taxonomy places the organism in Eukaryota, Metazoa, Arthropoda, Insecta, Hemiptera, Cicadellidae.